GACACAUCCACCAUCGACUCGGUUCCCUUACCGUUCGAUACCAGCAUCCUCAAGAACUUCACUGUCGCGAGUUGCCCCAAGUUCUUCAAGAAAUUCCUCACCGACAAAUCCAUCAAUGACUGUCAUGGCAUCUCCCUGCUCCUGCACGACUCCACCUCUUUCUUCCACACUCUCUCUUCGGCGCCGGCCACCUCCCGCAUCUUGGAUCAGUCCUGUAACGCGGACGUCAAAAAAUGCUCCACCACCAUGCGCAAAAUGGCCGAGGAUCUGAUCAAAGACGACCACUGCGGGAAGGACUACCGAAACGGCAACCCGAACGUCGUCAAUGCAUACACCGACCUGAUCAUCUACGAACCCGUCUAUCGCGCAAGUUGCCUUAAGAACCCAGACACGAAAGACUACUGUUUCGUCGACGCUGUCAAGAACCGAUCCAACGCGGCCAACUACGACAUUUACUCCCUGCCAUACGGCGUCUCUCUCCUCAAAGACCCUUACCCAGACUGCAACGAAUGUGUGCAAGCCUCUCUCGAUGUUUUCGGCCGGUGGGCAGAGGUCGAUGGCCAGCCCCUCGCGCGAUCGUAUCUGCAAUCAGCCAAAAACAUGAACGAGAAAUGCGGCGCGAAGUUCUCGAACACGAACAUCACAGCCGGUAGCGCUAAGAUGACCUCCGGGGCGUGG
This is a messenger RNA of Aspergillus campestris IBT 28561, 678 nucleotides long. RefSeq lists its product as uncharacterized. The annotation marks the transcript as partial. The transcript has a single exon. The record is from RefSeq and is a predicted model, not a curated record. NCBI's taxonomy places the organism in Eukaryota, Fungi, Ascomycota, Eurotiomycetes, Eurotiales, Aspergillaceae.